UUUACGUAAGAAUCAAAUGUCAAAUCGCAAAUUCCUCACACAUGCAACAUCUCCAUUUCAUAGACGUCUCUUUAAAUAAUCAUUUGUUGGGAGCAUACCGAGAGCUCCAUGCCAAGAUGACGUCACGCAUCCUCACCCUUAUCCUCGCCUCAGUGCCGUGGGCGACAACCACCAACAUCGAACCCAACCUGCUCGCGGACCCUCUAGGUCGCGACCCCCAGCUCCAAGUCAUCCACCUCUACGAAGACGAAUUCCCAACCGGCAUCGCUGUCUCCGCAUCCGGGCGCAAGUUCUCCUGCUACCCCUCCGGUAUCGAUCCCGCCACCACCUACACCGGCUCCAACAACGUCUACCAAGUCGCAGAACUGACAGGCUUCGACACCGAGGUCGCCUACCCCAACGCCUCUCUCAGCCAGCCACCAGGGGGCACCAUCGCUCGGGGUAAAACUCCCGUGACCAAAGGCCUGAGCAACUACUUGCUCUCCGUCCAGUCCGUCGUCAUCGACUUCGACGACGUCCUCUGGCUCCUGGACACGGGUCGCGUUAUAGACCCUAUGACGUCAACCAGGCUACUCGCAUCUCCGGGCGGCACGAAGCUCAUCUCCAUCGACCUGAGCACCGAUGACGUCACUAAGACCAAUCUCUUUCCUCCCUCCGUCGCCAAGCCGAGUUCCUACUUCAACGACGUGCGUUUCGACACCGGUCGGCGUUACGCCUACAUCACCGACUCGGGCGAGGAGAACGCACUUGUGGUUCUCAACCUGGCGACAGGCGAGUCGUGGCGCGCUCUGGCGGGCGACCGCACCGUCACCAGUAUCUUCGGCACUGUGCCUUUCGUCGCCGGUGAGCCGCUCUACGAUGCUGAAACUCUCGGAUUUAUAACGAACGGGGUUGAUGGUAUUGCCUUGUCACCAAAGUUGGACACCCUGUACUAUACCAGCAUCGCCGGACGGUUCUUGUACUCGGUUCCAACAGCCCUUCUUCGGGAUCGUGCUUCUGACAAUGAGCUUGCCUCUGCGGUUAGGGUUCUGGGCGAGGUAGGCAUAUCUGAUGGAUUAGCCACUGACUCCAAUGGGGUUGUCUACGCGGGAAACGCAGAGCAAUGUGGGGUUUCGAUGUUCGACCCGGAAACGGGUAUGGUUGUGCUGUUCGUCAGGGAUAAGAGGAUCCUGUGGGUGGAUACUUUUAGCGUGGGAGCAGACGGGUAUUUGUAUUUUACAUCUAACCAGGUGAAUUAUAUGGAGCAGUUCUAUCCGGGAGAGGGGGUCCCGAGGGACCGGAGACAGAGGCCGUUUGUGCUUUUCAGAGCGAAAUUGCCACGGGCGGCAACGAAGGGACCUGGAUCCUGAUUUUACACCGCGCAUUGAGUCGAGUAAAUAGGAGCACUGG
This is a messenger RNA of Bemisia tabaci, 1389 nucleotides long. RefSeq names its product major royal jelly protein 3-like. The record is from RefSeq and is a predicted model, not a curated record. NCBI's taxonomy places the organism in Eukaryota, Metazoa, Arthropoda, Insecta, Hemiptera, Aleyrodidae.